AUGACGAGGAGGAGCCAGACUACAAAUGCAGAAGGAGAUGCAUUACAAGGAGAGGAAAUCCCUGAAGAAGAAGAAGACAAACUGGAAAAUGACAGAAUCCCUCAAACUCAACAUGGAAAGGAAAUCUCGGAAGCUGCAUUGCAAGGAGAGGAAAUCCCUGAAGAAGAUCAAGAGGAAAAAGAAAGAAUCCCUCAAACUCAACAAGCAGCUGUUCGUGAAGCAAGUCCACGACCAACCCAAUACCGUCCAACUUCAGGAACCGGUUCUGAUUCUGAUGCACCCCAAAAACACUCUUUCAAACGGGCCAAGCGGGAUCAGAAGGAUGGUGCAAGAAAGAACAAGACGAGGAAGGAUGUUGUUAUUGGUGCAAGGAAAAAAGAAAACCAAAAGAAGGCUUCUGUCUAUGCCACUCCAUCUUCUUUUGCUAGGGUUUUUACCGAGAAAGAUGAGAUUGAUAUACUCCAAGGUGUGAUUGAUUACGCCAAAUUGCAAAAUGUCACUGAUUUGUCAGCUCACACGAAUGCAGUUUAUGAGUUCUUGAAAGGGAAGCUUCAUUUUGAGUUUACAAAGACUCAGGUAUAUGGGAAAAUCAGACGCUUGAAGAACAACUACUUGAAAAUCCUGGAGAAACGUAAAGGUAGUGGAAACGACCCUGUUUUCUUGAGUCCACAUGAAUCUAUUUCCUUUGAGCUUUCAAAAAAGCUAUGGGGUGGUGUUGAUUUUGUUGAUGAUGUGAAGAGUGGAAUGAAGAAGAAAAUGGAUGGAAAGAAGGCUAUGGUUAGAAAAUUACAACUAAAGCAUGAUGAUGAAGUGAAUGUUGAGGAAGAUCAAGGAGGUUUCAAGCCUAAUCAUCCAUUUUUGGAGGAGUCAUCUGAUGUAAAAAAUCUUGAACUUUUGUGGAUGCCUGAAAGUUUGAAAGUCUUUAUGAGGGGAAAUAUGACUUUGAUUGAUUGCGAGAAGGCAAAGGAGUUGGAGGUUAAAUGGAAGGAAUUACGGAGAAAGGAGAUUGAACUCUUCUUGAUGAAGUUAAACUUGAGGAUGGAGCUGAUAAAUCAUGUCUUGGAUGCAAUGAAGAAAGGGUGA
Coffea eugenioides is the source of this 1083-nucleotide messenger RNA. Its product is annotated as STOREKEEPER protein-like. The record is from RefSeq and is a predicted model, not a curated record. Gene Ontology annotation, biological process: regulation of DNA-templated transcription. NCBI's taxonomy places the organism in Eukaryota, Viridiplantae, Streptophyta, Magnoliopsida, Gentianales, Rubiaceae. The transcript is spliced from 2 exons. Gene Ontology annotation, cellular component: nucleus. The coding region runs from base 1 to 1083 and encodes 360 amino acids.